GGGGCAGGCAGACUUUUCUGGUCCCCUCCCGGCAGAGUUGACAUGUCCUGGGCUCCAGGGAACGGGCAUUUCACGGACCUGGAGGGCUCGGGGCGUCCGGGGCCGGGGAGCACCUCGGGGUGGCCGCGGGGUGUGGGGAGUUGGGAGUGUGGUGCGUCCCUGGGAGUGCUCGGAAGCCGUCGGACCCCCGAGUUCUGGAUCCGCCGAAUCUGCCUGCGGCUCCUGGAGGGAAGACCGCGCCUGACUCUCUUCCCCUCUUGCAUCCCCGCAGUGGUGGGCACGGGCACCUCGCUGGCGCUGUCCUCCCUCCUGUCCCUGCUGCUCUUCGCUGGGAUGCAGAUGUACAGCCGCCAGCUGGCCUCCACCGAGUGGCUCACCAUCCAGGGGGGCCUGCUUGGCUCCGGCCUCUUCGUCUUCUCUCUCACUGCCUUCAAUAAUCUGGAGAAUCUUGUCUUUGGCAAAGGAUUCCAAGCAAAGAUCUUCCCUGAGAUUCUCCUCUGCCUCCUGCUGGCCCUCUUUGCAUCUGGCCUCAUCCACCGAGUCUGUGUCACCACAUGGUAUCUUCAUCUUCUCCAUGGUUGGUCUGUACUACAUCAACAAGAUCUCCUCCACCAUGUACCAGGCAACAGCUCCAGUCCUCAUACCAGCCAAGGUCACGGGCAAAGGCAAGAAGAGAAAUUAGCCCUGAAUGUUCAAUAAAGUUGAUUCUUUGUAA
Molecule: messenger RNA, 715 nt
Organism: Carlito syrichta (Philippine tarsier)
Lineage: Eukaryota; Metazoa; Chordata; Mammalia; Primates; Tarsiidae
Gene: KRTCAP2
Product: keratinocyte associated protein 2
Exons: 4
Coding region: 43-699 (218 amino acids)
Source: RefSeq, a predicted model, not a curated record